AUGCCAAAAACUAGGAAAAGGCAUUAUUCUCAUUCAAGAAGUAAAUCUAGAUCACAUUCUCGCAGUAACAGUAAACGUAAGAAAGUCAAUGAUAAUGAAAAAGAUCAUGAGGGUAAUAAAAAAGCUGAAGUAGUUGAUAGCCCCAAUCAUAAAAGAUCUGUAAGUAGUCAGAGAGCUCAGAGAUCUAGACAGUAUGAGAGAGGAUCAAGUGCUGAACGUAGAUAUAAAAGAAGUAAUAGAAGAUCUCCAACAUCUAAGAAACAUCGGAAUCAAGAAAAAAACACUACAAAAAAGAAACAUACUAGAAGGUCUCUUUCACAGGAAAAACACACCCCCAAAGCCCCAUCUGUCCAAGAUGAUGAUGAAGGCCAUCUUAUAUAUAAAGUAGGCAAUAUUUUGCAUGACAGAUAUAAAAUAAUUGGUACACUUGGAGAAGGGACUUUUGGUAAAGUGGUUCAAGUUAAAGAUUCACAAUUGGACCAGAAUGUGGCUCUUAAAAUAAUUAAAAAUGUUGAAAAAUACAGGGAAGCUGCCAAACUUGAAAUAAAUGUUCUAGAAAAACUAGCUGAUAAGGACCCUGAGUGUGUGCAUCUUUGUGUGAAGAUGUUAGACUGGUUUGAUUACCAUGGCCAUAUGUGCAUUGCCUUUGAAAUGUUGGGCUUGAGUGUUUUCGAUUUUCUGAAAGACAACAGCUAUCAACCAUAUCCAUUAAAUCAGGUUAGGCAUAUAGGUUAUCAACUUUGUUAUUCAGUCAAGUUCCUACAUGAUAAUAAACUAACCCAUACUGAUCUAAAACCAGAGAACAUACUAUUUGUUGAUUCCAGCUAUGAUGUAUCUUACAAUAACAAAAAGAAAAAAGAUGUAAAGAAAGUUAAAAAAACAAAUGUAAGACUGAUUGAUUUUGGCAGUGCAACAUUUGAUCAUGAACAUCACAGCACUAUAGUCUCUACAAGGCAUUAUAGAGCACCUGAAGUUAUACUGGAAUUAGGCUGGUCUCAGCCUUGUGAUGUGUGGUCUAUAGGAUGUAUUUUAUUCGAGUUGUACUUGGGAAUAACUCUUUUCCAAACACAUGACAACAAAGAACAUUUGGCCAUGAUGCAGAGAAUUCUUGGUGAAAUUCCAGAGCGUAUGGCAAAAAAAUCUAAGACCAGAUAUUUCCACAAAGGUAAACUGAAGUGGGAUGAAAAGAGUUCAGCUGGAAGAUAUGUAAAGGACAACUGUAAACCACUGAUGAGGUACAAGCAAUGUGAUGAAUUGGACCAUAAUCAAUUAUUUGACUUGAUACUAAAGAUGUUGAAGUAUGAACCAUUGACAAGGAUAACUUUGAAGGAGGCUUUAAGGCAUUCUUUCUUUGAUAAAAUUUCGAAAAAUCAGCGUUUAGGUGAUCAUGGGAGUGGGGAUAAAAGAGAGAGAAGCAUGUCCAUAUAA
This is a messenger RNA of Phaedon cochleariae (mustard beetle), 1428 nucleotides long. The record is from the annotation of a GenBank genome assembly. NCBI's taxonomy places the organism in Eukaryota, Metazoa, Arthropoda, Insecta, Coleoptera, Chrysomelidae.